AUGGCCGGGCUGCUGGCGCUGCUGGGCCCGGCGGGCCGAGCGAGCGCCCGAGUCCGGCCUCGCGCCGCUUGGCUCCUGGGCGCCGCCGCGCCCUGCGCUCCGCCGCCCCUGGCCCUGCCCCUGCCCCUGCUCCGACCCGGGCCCGACGCCCGGCUGCUGCGCGCGGCCCAUGGGGACAGCCGCGGCCGCCAGGACCCCAGCAAAGUCAUGGAGACGGCAGGCAGUGAGGCCGGCAGCCCAGAGAAGCAGCAAAGCAAGUCACAGCAGCUGAGAAAGAUUUUUAAGGAAUACGGGGCCGUGGGUGUGUCCGUGCACAUCGGAAUCUCGUUAGUCUCCUUGGGCAUCUUUUACACGGUUGUUUCGAGCGGCGUGGACAUGUCUGCUCUCCUGCUUAAGCUCGGAUUUAAAGAGUCGCUGGUGCAGUCGAAAUUGGCAGCGGGCACGAGUACCUUCGUGGUGGCGUACGCGAUCCACAAGCUGUUCGCGCCCGUGAGAAUCAGCAUCACCUUGGUUUCUGUGCCCUUGCUUGUCAGGUAUUUCCGGAAAGUGGGAUUUUUUAAACCUCCAGCUGCAAAGCCUUGAUGAAUUCUUCAGUUGUAGGCACUGAAAAGCUACCGCUUCUAAAUUACACAGUUUGGGUUGGUUUUAGCGCUGUAGGGCUUUUUUUAGGGUGAGCAGAGGGCUAAUUGCUAUGUUCUCAUGACUGUCAUACCUUUGCCAGCAAAAUUAAGAUUUCUGAAGAACUAGGUUUUUGUUUUAUAAAUUUUGCUCGUGCGCUUCAUCGUGGGCUUGUAUACCUAAGUUAAAACGUCAGCAACAGAUCAGAAUGGAGUUGUCAUCGCAACCAAAACUGUGAGCCUCCAGAAUGUCCUUCUGGAAGAUGAUUGGUGAGGUGGUGAGGGUCAGUCUGCAGAACCCCGGGAGGUGAAUCUUGGCUUAAGUCGAAGAGCAGUGAUUAAUCCAGCUCGUCUCUAAAAUCCCCCGUCCUCCAACGUCUGCCGUCCGCUGCCUGCGGUGUAAUCUGCAGCCUUCUGUAAAACAGCUGCCAGUGCUACAAUCACUGAAGCCAAACUGAAGACCUAACAAUAUGUGAUCAGGAUCUAAGCCAGCCUCCGCCCUUUGACACUCAUCGCGUUUGUUUUGGGAAAAGAGAAGCAGAUGUGUCUGGUGGGUUUCGGAUUCCAAAACACCCUCAAAUCUGGGCACCGCGGGUCCCACCUCAGGUGGCUCUGCUGAGACUUCAUUCAGGUAGAUCAGGGUCAUUUGUCUUUGUUUCGGUGAAACUGGAAACCUUCUCCAAGUAAGAGGAGCCUGGUUGCACAGUGGUUAAACACUCGGCUGCUAACCAAAAGGUCGGUGGUUCAAACCCACCCACCGGUUCCUCAGGAGGAAAGAUCUGGCGAUCUGCUCCCAUAAAGAUUAUAGCCUAGGAAACCCUACGGGCAGGGUCAGGUUAUCCAAUAAGCAAGGGAAGCACAGGCUUACUUGUGCUUGUUAAUCUGUAGUGAACAAUUUUGCAUGGGUUUUACCACAGCUUUGUAGUGAAAUUGUAGUGCUUACCUUGCUUAUUGGAUAAUCCGCCCCUGCCUAUGGGGCAGUUCUACUCUGUCCUUUAGGGUCACCGAGUUGGAAGAGACUCGCAGGCAACAGGUCUCCAAGUGACAGCAUCAUUUGGCUCCUGCCACCUGUAUCCAGGGGAAUUUGGAUACUGUAUAUAUGAAGAGCUGAGACAAUCUUUGCGUAAGUAACCCCCUUCAAACUGCAGACGUCCCAGGGCUACCAUCACAAUGUUUACAUUGUGUUGCUCAUAUAUUUGACAUAUAUUGACUUUAUAUGUAAUUAACUUUAUGUUUAACUGUUAAAAAAAAAAGUUGUAUCAUGCCCUAAAAAGGAAAUGAGCAUCACUUGUUAUAAAUAGAAGGUGCCUUGCUGACACAGUGGUUUAGGGCCCAGCUGCUAACCAAAAGGUCGGCGGUUUGAACCAAUCUGGCGCUCCGUGGGAGAAAGAUACGGCAGUCUGCUUCUGUAAAGAUUACAGCUUUGGAAACCCUAUGGGGCAGUUCUACUCUGUCCUGUAGGGUUGCCAUUGGGGUUAUAAACAGAAGGCACCUGUAAAAUAAAUACAAGCCAGGAAGGGAGGGGGAUGGGCAAUGUAAUUAAAUUCUAAGCCAGUUUUACCCAUGAAGGGUGUGUAACCUGAGGCCCCUUGCUCUCCGUUAUGGGAUUAGGUACGCAUAGAUACUCAGGCACACCAGAACCAAACUGAGACUUUCUCCUUGAAGGAAGUCCUUUCUGUGGGACUCAGUGUUGUUGACGCCGCCCUGCUGGCUGCGCCCUGGCUUCACAUCUUGGGAAGCCCCAGUGUACCCGCUCUGCCCCACCACCAUGGUUGAGGGGAUUGUGUUCCUCCUUCUGGCUCAAGCGUUUGACACAUCCGUGACAAUCAGAAAAGUAAAGAACUAUCGACUGACCCUCCUGGUUUUACUGAGCUCUGGCUCUGCCAGCUCCCUGCUUCGCCCUAAAUAACCAAUGUCGAUCAGUCAUUCCACCACCACUGAGAAGAGUCUUUGCAGGACAGAUUCUCCACUUGGAAGAUUGUUAAAAAGGAACUGUUUUCUUUUUCUUUUAAAGCAAUCUGGCACAUUACCCAAAGGUCUUACAGAUUGUAGCUGAGCUGCCUUUCUGGAGUCUGAUUGCAAGGACAUCCACACACCUGAGCAAGGUACCCUCAGAUCAGUGCUGGGUAAUUCCUUACCUGGACUGCAGCAUUCUGCUCCCAUCGUGCGUUGUGUGUGAACGUGACCCGUUGGCUUCAGGCUCCUAGCCCUUUCUCAGGGACGGAUUACUCAGUAAGGUAUGUGUGGCCUUACUAAUCUGUAGUGCACAAUUUCACCUGUUUUUCACAUUAAGAAUGUGGUGAAACCCCAGUAAAAUUGUGCAUUACAGGUUAGUAAACACAGUGAAGCCCAUGCGUAGCGUGCCUGCUGGCUCCUCCGCCCCGCCCCUUCCGUCCCCGGCUCCCUGCCAUUCAGACCCCUAGUUGUACCUAUGCAGAAAAGCUAUAGACAGAUUCAGGGUUAAGGGCCUCAUUCCUAGACUUCCUUAGGAGUAACGGAGCGGACUGGAAGGGCAAGCAAUAAAACGCAUUCUCACACCAAACAGCCCUAUCCUUACCGUCUAAGCCCCGGCUCCGUUCCCUUCCUGUGACCAGUGACCACCACAGAAGAUCACUGGAGAGGGUGAGGUCACAGCAUCAGGGAACUGCCGCAUUACAUGACUUCCCCAGCAGGAUGGACAGACAGCUUGUGUUUACAUUGCUUUUAUAGAACUAGGAACGCUGGAUGAUCUAUUUUAAAAAUGUAAGCCAUUUUUCACCUUUUUUUAAUCUGCCAAAGUAAGCAGCUUAAAUUCUGUGAAACAAAUAAACGUCUCGGUAAAGUC
Messenger RNA from Trichechus manatus latirostris (Florida manatee), 3441 nucleotides. It is a transcript of the gene MIMS2, whose product is annotated as family with sequence similarity 210 member B. The coding region runs from base 1 to 582 and encodes 193 amino acids. The record is from RefSeq and is a predicted model, not a curated record. NCBI's taxonomy places the organism in Eukaryota, Metazoa, Chordata, Mammalia, Sirenia, Trichechidae. Gene Ontology annotation, cellular component: mitochondrion. The transcript is spliced from 3 exons.